Molecule: messenger RNA, 1962 nt
Organism: Antrostomus carolinensis (chuck-will's-widow)
Lineage: Eukaryota; Metazoa; Chordata; Aves; Caprimulgiformes; Caprimulgidae
Product: lebercilin LCA5 like
Biological process (GO): intraciliary transport
Cellular component (GO): axoneme
Source: RefSeq, a predicted model, not a curated record
AUGGCCCAAAAACCAGAGAUACUAAAAAUUCCUCGAAGAACAGAAGUAUCAGAAGCAGCAGCUGUAGCAGAUGCAAUAAUUGUAGGCGACACAGUAGAGAAUACAGAAGUGAAAAUUCUCACACUAACUAUUCUGAGGGCUUUGUCAGAGACUUGCUCUGAAACAGCUAGAAGCGGCAAAUGUUUAGAAAUAUCAGGAAUGGAAGAGAAGAAGACACAGGAAAAGGAAAAAAAGAAAAAGAACAAGAAGAAAAAAGGACAGCGUAUGUUCCCCCAAGAUUAUGAAAAAGGAGGAAAAAUAUUACCAGCUGAGAAGGUACCACAUCAGAGUUCUUCAUUUUUAAGCCUGCAGAGCAGUAUGAUUUCCCAGAAAAAAAAUGCAGUGGCUCAGAGAAUAUCAUCAGCAAGACUUCAGAUUAAAGAGCUGAAGAAUGAAAUAUUUGAUUUACAACACAAAUUAGAAGCAUCAAGCUUAGAAAACCAUGUUUUGAAACAGCUUCAUUGUCGACACUCAAAAGCAAUAGGUAGAUAUCAAAAUUCAAAAAGUAUCUUGGCAAAUCUUUUAGAAAGUCAUUAUAAUGAGGUGAGAAAUUUAAGGGAACUCCUGAGGAUAUCUCAGGAGAAUGAGAGAAAUACAUCCAGGAAGCUCAGAAAAGUUGAAGCAGAGCUGCUAAAAGCUAAAGAUGCUUUGCAGAACUUGCAUAUGCUUUCAGAAGACACAACUCUUGGAGAGAGAGAGAAACCUGAUCACAGAUUAUCUGUCCUUGCAGAAAAAAUGGAAGUGAACAAAAAGAGAAUACAGAGCCUAGAAAAGCAGCUGAAUUUGAACAAUAGCACCUUUAUCCAGCAGCUGGCAAAUGAGAACAAAAAAGCUGUGGAAGCUGGGAUAAUUACAAAGAACUUGCAAAUGGAAAUUAACUCUCUUCACCAAAAAAUUAAGGAAAAGGAUCGUCAACUUUAUGUAAGAAAUAUAUAUGCAAAUCAGAUGCCUAAAAUUCCAAAGGACAAGAGUGAUUCAAUACCUCAUGAAAAAAGUCUUAGCAUAAACAGAUCAGUACAAGUAGAUAAACAGAAUUUUAGAUCACUGCUGCUGUCACAGCACCAAACUCAGGAAACAGAAAAAAGUCCAGUUCAGCUAACAAAGGAUAAAAAGUCUUCUGAAGAUAAGAAUCAAGAAGCUAAAGCAAACGAAGCAUACACAGAUGCCCAAUGUAGAACAGAAAAGCAAUCAACCAAGAAAAUACCAAAGCCAGAAACUUUUAAUAGAACACAUAGAGAGUAUUUAAGGAAGGGCAGACUACUGAUGGAAGAAUACACUUGCUUGGAAUUUAUGAAAGAAGAAAAAAAGACAGAUUUGCUUGGAUGGGAGCUGAAGCAGCUGAUGAAAACUGAAGAGACUCAUCUAAGUGACAGUGUAAAAGAGAACAAUCAAGAGGAAGAUGCAGUUGAACAACACGAAAAAGAAGAAAAAAAGCCAGAUGAACAGCUAAAGAACAGUGAGAAAGCAGGGAGUAAAUGUGUAAUGCCAGGUCUAAGAGACAAAACACUCAUUAGGCUGAAAAAAAAUUCCAUAUUCUCAGAAGCCACUGAGAAUUUGCACCAUGGGCUUCCUACAUCAGGCACAAAACCCCAAAAAGGCAGUCUUUGCAAACAUGGACAUGCAGGUCAGGGCUGCAGAGAAAUGGCUGAAUCAGGAGUGAAGAAUUCCUUUGGGCUACAGGAACCACCUUUUGGUGAAGUUACGGAAACAAGGCAGAAGGAGAGUUGCACUGAAGCAGAAAGCUGCGUUCAUGUGCCAUUUGCUGACAGGAAAAACAGACUUAUGAAAGAACUCUCUGGACCCAGCUAUGUUUGAAGAGACAACCAUUCAAGUUCUAACAUCAGAGGAAUGAAGAAAGAGGAGGGAAAGGAUGCAGGAUUACAUAAGCCAAAUUUCAAACCACUGCUACUAACUAGUUUGUAA